AUGACAGCGCCAGAGGCCAUUGUGCACUUGGCAACGCGUGGCUUCCUGAGUGCAUUUAUUGUGGUGAUGCGGGUAGCUAUCGCUGGGGCGGUGGUGUGCGGCAGCGGCGUGGCAGGGCUGGCCGCGGCCAGGGUCUUGGCAGACCACUUUGACGAGGUCAUCCUGCUGGAGCGUGACGGCCAGCUCAUUGAUGACGUCACCGGCAACGACGCGGCCGCGGCGGCGCAGGCGCCGGGGCUCGCGGACGUGUCUGAGGCCGUCGCCGCGCGGCGUCGCGGCGUACCGCAGUUCUCCCAGCCCCACGUGAUGCUGACCCGCGGGCUGCAGGAGCUGGAGGUGCUCUUCCCUGGCCUGCGCGGCGAGCUGCUUGCUGCGGGUGCGGUGGGUGUGCCGAGCCCGCAGUCGUGGGACCUCUACGACGGCCGCGUGGGCGGGAAGUUCGAGCACACCUACAGCGUGUUUGAGGUGCGCUGA
Molecule: messenger RNA, 474 nt
Organism: Monoraphidium neglectum
Lineage: Eukaryota; Viridiplantae; Chlorophyta; Chlorophyceae; Sphaeropleales; Selenastraceae
Exons: 5
Coding region: 1-474 (157 amino acids)
Source: RefSeq, a predicted model, not a curated record